Molecule: messenger RNA, 9580 nt
Organism: Spirometra erinaceieuropaei
Lineage: Eukaryota; Metazoa; Platyhelminthes; Cestoda; Diphyllobothriidea; Diphyllobothriidae
Source: the annotation of a GenBank genome assembly
AUGGUCCUCAUUGGUAAUCGAAGUCCCUCCGGCAAGGGGUAAGUCAUUCCCACGGGAACACAAUAACGAACACUGGGGAUCUGGACGUCAUCAGAAUACUUUGAAAUGCGUUGAUAUUCCACUCAAUAUGGGCGAUGUUUGGCUAACACAGUACAUUUCUCAAGACACCAAAGAUUGGCCCAAAAUGUCUUUUUUAAGCAACUGACGGUCUAACUUUAGAAAAUUCCGUGGUAACCAAGAAGUUGACUCGAAAGUCUGUCAAAUCAUCCCACACACAAGACGAAACGAGCAGACCGCAGCAAAAUUGAAAAUUGACCAAAGACAGUUGGACAGUGAGGUAAAUUGACAAGUAGGCAGGGGAUCCAUUCAUCUAAAUUCCAACACUCUAUUUGACAACGCAGACAGUUGAGGCUCCAAACAGCCAGAGCGGUGGGAUAGGAAAAAUCAAUUUAAAUCAAGCCAUCUGCACUUUUGUUCGAUCAUGUGCACCAAACGCUUUGCCAACAGAGAGCAGGCCAGACUGCCCGAUACGCCGUAAAUAUGACACUGUUGUCUCGGCGGGACCAUUCCUCAGGCAAAAAGUACAAAUCCAGGGAGUACGACUUUGCUAGUCUGAGAACAAGAAAUUAAAAAUGACCAAAUCGGAUAGUACUAGCUAGAUGCAAUUCGGGAUGAAUGCAGCAUGUAGAGAGGAUAGAAAGAAAGCUCAUUUCGGCGAAAGUUUAGCCAGGAUAACGCUUGCACCAUCAAAUCAUCUACUUCGCUUCAAUUCGAACAUUGGUUCUGAGUGAAUGCCAAAAAUAUUUAAGUCACUUGCCAGUACUGUGUUUACGCCAGAACGCAGUCUAACCGUCAGUCCAGCGAUUCCUUUUAGCAACACCGUAGUGCUUUAUGUGGCCGACCCACAUGGUGUCACCUAUGUUACCGUUGCAUGUCGACUGUCUGUGGCAGAGUACUGAACGUGAGGUCAGCCAAACACAGUGACGAAUCUGAUCGCCCCGCAGAGAUGCAACAUGGGUUCCCGUCCGCGACAGUGCCUACGACCCAAACUUAACCGGUCCCCCCGGGGGGAGGGAUUUUAUUCUAUUCGGAAACGCUAGCUAUUAGCUUGUCGGUCGGCGGUAGAACGAGUUUGUGCGACAUGGCUGAGUCCAACCUUGCAACAUUCCUAGAGUGUCCAGUGACACCUCUGCCAUAAUGUGCAUGACUAUGGCAACGGUGGGGUGAAGAACCACACUUAACUGUCAGUAGACUGUGGAUUGUGUCAUAGGGGGCUUUAUAUUGGCAUCCAUUUGUAGGCCAUUGCAGACAUUACACUGCCAACAACAAUUACGUCCCAUGAACUCCAACCACUGCUUGAACCCUGUUAUUUUUUGGACUUUAUUUUUUGUUCGUUUUUUAAUUAACGCGGUCAUCUCCGUUGCUAUGCGAAGGCGUACAACGAGACUUUCGGCAGAAAUCCAAACAAUUUCUGUGUUUCCUUGCACUCCGUCAGCUUACUGUCUGGCAUGCUGCCCCACCCGUGAAACCCACAUUACCAUUAUCCACGUACAGUCCACCGACAGUUAAACGGGCUCCUUCACUCUGCCGUUUCCAUGUCUACGCCUCAGACAUUUCGGAGGCGGAUUAAAACAGAGGAACAACACGCUAAUGGGAUUACUGGUCUUGCUCUUGAGCGCAUUUGCGGAACCCGUGUAUAAGUUCGAAGCAGAGUUCCAGACGAAAAUCGUUCCCUCAGCACAACGUACGUAUGGAUUCACAGAGGACGGACACGUGGAUUAUUUCGCCUCAUGCAUGCCACUGCAAUAACUAGCAUUAUUUAGAUGUUCUUAACCAGGCCAGGGAGUACACUGGCGGAAAGAACCGACUGACAUUUUACUGUCGGAUUCAUCCAAUGAACUACCAGCAAAUUCCGCGACCGGAGUAUAUAAAUGGUGUAGAAUUGUGUAGGCAUAACAAGGCCCGGUCAACGCGAACAAUCAUGAUGAAACUUCCUUCUUCGACCCUGCUUCAGGCCGUUUUGGUCUUCCUGGCCGUCAUGUCCGGCAAGUUUUCUCCCUGCAUAGAAUACUUAACGAUGCUUGACCCUGGUAGUCAUCUGUUUGUGUUUGGGCAGUCAGCUCGCUAUAUCAGAUUCAGUGGAUUUCAUAAUUUGCGCAUGGCUGGGCGGGUGACUUGGCCCAUAUUUGAUUGAACUCAGGCCUCCCAGUGAGGCUUAGUAGACAAACCGCAGCCACCUGUAAUACGGGACCGAGGUUAAUAGGGCUUUUUAUAGGUGGAGUCGGAAAACGCACAGGCGGCGAGGUCAAAUAGUUGUGGGCAAACCAAAAGCUAUUAGGAAUGCACGGUCGUAAUUUGAGUGGUUGAGAAAUAUUUGCCCUAAUGCCAACCCCUAACCAUAACCCCUAACACCGACCCGACGUCCAUUAGGUGGGGCUACAUAACCAUAUCUUGCUGAUGAUGCUUUGACUUUGCCUUUACGAAACUAGUGGGAGCUAGUUUAACGAAUGACCGAUCCGUUUGCGGGAAAAACUGCCCUUCCGCUUAAUGAACAUUCACAAGGCGGCCAACACAGACCCCGAUUUAACUUGCAUACUGAUAGACUUUACUUUUAGCUUGUGAAGACAGACCACCAACCUACAAAAUAUGCAAGGGUGAACGCACCGAAUGUCGGACUGUGAGCUAUCGAGUUGGUGACCAAAGCGAGGGUCGUCUCUGUCGCGAGGCCUGCGGAAAACCAAGAGGUUGGUGGCUUUUUAACCUGCCUGCACCUACUGCAUGCCAUUUCUGUCCGCAAGAGUUUCGUUUGUUUGCAGAGCUCUGCUCGUCAUAGCGCAUGCCGUGAACAUCAGACAUUUUCUCUUUCUUCAGGAGAAUCAAAUAAGCAGUGGACAGCGUACCACUGCGAAAGGGGCAGCAAAAACUGCAGCGCAUACGAAAUUUUCGGUCGAGAUGACUUCGACACUACCUUCGACAGACACGUCAAGUGUGUCAAAAUGUGUUACUUUGUCGCUACAGGUAAAUUGCUUUGUCAGCCCUACACUUCCCUACUCGUCCAAUCUGUGAACGAGGUGUUUUGCUGAACUUCUCCUAUGAAACCAACUGUCGCACUGCCUAUGCGUGUACUCGUUCCCUUUUUAGUUCAACACAACUCCCAAAGUCCCAUCAAGCUCUGCUCCGGCGCAAAGAAUCAGUGUGAGGUGAUGAAGAGAGUAAACGGGACGUUCGAUGCUCUCAACAUGUGCGCAUUCAAAUGCGACGGCUGGGCAAAACGUAAGUUGGCAGUCAGCUGCCGCCACGAAACAUUCCAACUUUUUCCCCUGCUCUGUUGUCGCUAAGUUGUUGUCUUUUUAUUAAAGUGGAAAACAGCAAGAAGCACUCAACAUCCUUCUGUGACGAAGACGGCAACUGUCAGAAGGGCCUAUACUUCAGUCCGCCAGACGCCAAAAAAACCUUCAACGCCCUGAAGGACUGCUUCAAAAAUUGCAUGCCAGGUAAUAAUACUAAAUAUGUAGUAUAAACUUUCUCAAAAAUACCCGCUGCUCUGACCGGAGAAAAUGCACUAAAAGUUAGGUUUUAAAAUUUCCCUGUCGUCUCGAUGUCAGAUUUAUCCACCAAAAGUAUAAAGGUUGCUGUGCUACAGGCCACUCAAAAUUGUCUUGCAGGUUUAAAAGCCAUUUGUUUUACCAGUGUGAAAUACUUUCGCCGAAGAUAUCUCUCCAUAUUCAACCCACAGCCAAUAGGACUGAAUUCGGUUAUUCAGGUAGAAACAUCAUGAGUCCCACGCCUUAAUUCGAAAUACGCAGACAUCACGGUCUCUGCCACUUCAAAUGAGAAAUGCAACAAGCAAAUAGGUUUAGGUUGUCGACUCUGUAUGAACGCGUUUUCACGUGUUUGUCAGUUUACUACAAUGUUAUAGAUUUGGGUGAGACACAGUCAUAUCAACCUCCGCGUAAUACGGGUGGAACUGCCCUAAGUUUCAGGAAGGGGACCUUUUUCCUUGUUCUUGCUCCAACUCUGUUUUAACCUUAACGCUAGUCGCCGUGAAAUUCGGCCCAAGGCUACCUUUAUUAUGUGGAGGGCGAGUGGCGGAGAGAGUUACCAUUCCAGUUUCCUGCCUAGCCUACUCUAUAAAAAUAUGCAGCCCACAUAUGCUUUUGGUGCGUCACAUAUUCCGAGUUGAGCGCUAAGUAAAAGAUGGUAAUUUUUCAUGUGAAUUUUGAGCGCCCUGGCUGGAAUUUUUCAUACAGCUAGCGGACGGAAUACUAUCCAAAAAGUCCUUAAAUUGUUCAUACAAAAUGAUAUUUCCCUUUUAGAGUAAGCGUCUACCACAGCGCGUAGUUGCGAGCGGAUACUUUCCCAAGUUAUCUACUGUCGGUGUGGUUUGAUUGUUACCAAUUUAAUAAACAUGUGCUUUUGGUCAUAAUUCUGACUUUUUUAAAAACCUCAAAGGACUGAAAAUCUCCAAGAUUUUGGCAAUAUGCUGCAGUCUACUAAAAUACACACACACAUUGCACCCUUUGAUGAAUGCAAUUGGUCACAUACGCACCUUAAUUUCUAAAUUAUUUUAACGCACGCCGUCAUCUCGAGGGCAAACCAAGGUUGACCACAUGGCCUAGUUGUUUGUACAAGUCAUGUUUCUCUCUCCAUCUGGGAGCUGCUUCCCAUUAGCACAGUGUCUGACUUUCAGGUGCCCGAACAAGUACUCGAAAUGCUGUUGUUGAGAGGGGUGGUUAACAGAAUGGUCAUUAUGAAGUAGGUGUUUAAUGAAUGAUGAAUGAGGGAGUUUUCAUUCCAAAAUUAAAAGUCAUUUGGGCAAGCGCCUAGCUGCCAGCCGCCCCUUGGUCUGCCCAAAGUACAUUCACCCACAAGUGUCUGUGAAUUCAUAGAUACAAUUCGAGCUGGCGUGCAGUGGCAAGGCGUCCUUCGUUCUUUCUUUGAAUUGGAAUAGUCUUGGUAGGUUUGCUGAAUAUGAGUUAGGCUGCAUUGCGAGUCCUUUCAGUAGCGCGAAGUAACCGUCGUUGAGAUGGCAUCGACCUUACAGGGGUGUUAACAUGAAUAUCAUCAGUGGAGCACAUGAAUGUUACAAUCGACGAAAUCUGUGGAUGGCAUUGAGAAAACUCGCAUUUACGUCAUAUGCCGACUCAAUUUAAAAGGUGCGAAUUGGAGAUAUGUUAACUGACACAGAACAGGUAAGCAAAAGUCAUUGGUUCGAGAGAGUCAGACUAGGUAAGACGGUAUACGGCGAACAAACGUAGCCCCAACCCUAAACUUUACCCCUUAACCCCAACCUUAAAGCGGUCAGAUAUGGUUAUGUAGCCGCACCUGAGCUAAACAAUCCUCAGCCACCUGUAAUAUGGGACCGGUGGUAAUAGGGCUUUUAUCACGUGAGGUCGGGGAACGAACAGGCGACGAGGUCAAGCAAUUGUAUUCGAAAGAAAUGCUAUUGGGAAUGCGCGGUUGUAGUUUGAGUGGGUGAGAGAUAGUUGUUCUAACUUGUAACCCUAGGCCUAACCCCUAACCCUAACAGUAUUGUGUACAUCGUGUGUGGCUACAUAACCAUGUCUUUCCCUUAAACCUAACCCUGUAUCCAACUCAAAUAUAGGCGCAACUUUAAACUUAAACUCGACCCAAACUCUAAUCUCAACCCUAGGCCUAGCCCUAAAUCCUUACCCUGAUUGCAUAUUUCAAACGUCAACCCUAAAUUUUAAUUCUGACCCUAAGCGGCUCACCACGAACGAAUACCAGCAUAACGUGCCUACCAAAAUCAAAUAAAUAGAAAUGUUAUAACGGUGACGUCUGUGCAUACAUAUUCGAUUAUUACUGGGUAAGGAUGCAAUAAGGUGCAUUUUUAUAAUUGAACGUCUCGUCAAUUUCAGCCGCAAUAGGUUGAUAUCCGUUGAGAGUACGGUGCUGAAUAGUCACGUUUAGUCAGGACAGCUUUGAAGCAAGAAAAUUCUGCGUCCCAUCAGGAGAGUGUAGACGAGAUUGCGUUCCCCUUAUAUUGGCACAAAACUCAGGAAACGUAGAUAUUGGCCCUCCCACGUAUUUUUCCGGGAAACGGAUCGCCUAUCACGAACUGUGAACUUAAAUCGCCGUAGCGCACGAUACUGCCACCCCGCAUCCACGAAAGGUAUAUUGCGUCAAAUAUAUGACCGAGCUUCAAAACAAGGUAUAUUUUGGUUUAUAAAGUAGUAUUUGUUGACUAAUAAAUUUUCUGGACUCGACCUGAUUUUCAUGAACUAAAAAUCUCAAUUUCCGUUUCCAGAGUGGCCUCCUGUGAUAUUUUUCUUUGUUAUAUGAAAGUUUAUUUAUAACGCAACGCGUGCAAAUUAGACGUUUUAAUAGGGGAUACUUAUCAGAAUAGGAAAUUAAGUUGAUAUCCGGAGAUGUCAAAAGUUGCCUAAAUUUGGUCCGUUUCCCCUCAAAAUACUGAACUAGUAUAAAUUAUUCUUUAGAAAAGGGCUUUUUGGGAUUCUAAUCAAUUCUAGAAACAAAAAGAACCCAAGCAAAUAUGUGCCGUCCCCUCAACUCAAACACUGUUCUCGACAUUUCAUGAGUUAGGUCAUAUACUGCAAUUCACGAAUGCCCUCGCCUCUCUCAGUAUGCGUCCCCACCUUGUAAAAUAUUCAGGGUCAGAGGGAACGAACACAAACCAGGCUCGACUUUUUCAAGAGUCACAAUCCUGCCAUAUGACCUGCAACUGAUCCAAUAUCCGCUUCUCCAACAACGGAUCGCCUGUUAGACUUUCGAAUUCGGAAGAGAUGGAUGACGUCGACAAUUCCAGGAAUAGGACAUUCCUGGCUCCGUAAAAAUGUUUCGUCUCACUGGUGUGAGGUUCUCAGACUAGAGUCUGUUGAAAAGGACCGGUUGGUAGUAAGCCAUGGUCAGAGGCGAAGUGACUCGACUGACGGAUGCCAGGGGAAUCGUUCAGAUUUAACAAUUAGACUUUUCGAGACCUUGUACUUCUCUUCGUGCGACCGGUAGAAAUUCCGCAGUUAAUCUGUUUGUACUGAAGGCUGUAGCAAAUAUCCGAAAGCAAGGCUUUAGUUAUGCCAUCGAUGGGCUGACAAGGCAAAUUCUUCAACCGCUCUUGCGUAUAUUACCUCCUGACCAUCAAAAUGUGCGCAGCAGAGUUCGCACGAACGGAAUGGUCCAAUAUUGUCGCUGAUUUAAACAAACGCUACAGCCUAAAUUGUGCGAGACAUUGUGCCAUUUGUACUAUCAGUAGUAUCUUCCCCAACACCGCAACUAUCCCCCAGUUAAGUGGCAAAUGCUGCUGCCAUUUGUAAACGACGGCAGGACACGGGAAUAAAAAGCUUCAAUAAAAAUUGACUACCUAAGUAUCAUGCAUUUUUCGCAUCGAUAUUCGAUGGCCACAUAAAUUCAAAUAUAUUAUAUAUAAAACUUGCAAAAAUGCGCUUUCUUCUACUCGGUCGGUAGAAAAUCAUGUUAUUUUUACAUUUUAUACCCUAAGGAAGGUCAUUUUUGGUUUUAAAAAGUUUCUAAUUAUGUGAUUUUUAAGACCAUGCGAUGUCCAUUCCUACUGCAUCGUACAUUUCCGUUUAUCAAUGCUCCCCAUGAAAUGUACACCAUUGUCGCAUCCAUUGCAAAAUUAUACGAACUCUAUGUUUAUUCCCGAUCGAAACCGACAGCUCAACGGGCUCGCGGCCCAGUGGUUAGAGGCGUGGACUUCUAACCGACAGGUCGCAAGUUCGAGCCUCGGGUGUAUCACACUUUGGGGUUGGGCAUGACUGGCUGACGACGGCUAAUAAGCCAGAAAUGGCCAUUCCAGUCUCCCUUGUCUUUGUCAGUAAUGGCAUUCUGUCUAUAUGGUAUCUUUUUUAAGGCAUAGAGGAAUAUAUGAUUACCCCCACGCGGAGAAUAUACACUCUGUAGACUGAAAUCGCCAAACGCUUAUGAACCCUCUGAUCUGGCUCAAAAAUUUUCGGAAAUUGUGAAAACUUUUUCAAAACCUAAAUGUACGCUUUCUUCGGGUACAAAAUGUAAAGGCAAUGUGAUUUCCUACCCUAUGAGUAACAGAAAGCGCAUUUUUGCAUGUUUUCUACGAACUAUAUUUGACUUUAUAAGACCGUCGAAAAUCGAUGUGAAGAAUGCAUGCUACUUAAGUAGUCAAUUUUUACUGAGUGUGGUUUAUGCAGAAUGGCGAAAGGACAGGCAUUCAAGAGCCGACAUCCUGGCGAGUCCGAAAUACUGUAGGAUUAUGCCCCACAAUAAUCAGUAUUACAGUCGCACCUAAGUAAUCCUUCCAAAUCGAAAACGCAUUUCAGAAUUUUGGCCAAAAUUUCAUGAGACCGCUCACUCACUGUAGGUGUGGCAUUGGACUAACCUCAUCCUGGAUUAAUUCAGAAGCAAUUCAACGUUUCAAAUUGUGUAUUUAACCGCGAAAAUAAACUACAUUAAGACCACGAUACAUAAAACUGACUGUAUGACAAGCUAAUAAGUAACACGAAUAUCUGUUGUGUUAUUGCUGCUGUAGAUUACAAAAUCCCAGUAUAAAUUCCUUGUUUGGGUUUCUCUUCCCGACCAAAAACCCUCUGCAUUCUGUUUGGUUCCCUGUCAAAACGUGACCCAAUCUUACCAUUGCCACACAGUGGCCUUACCUGACCGGAUUGGGCGGGGUUGGGCUGGUGCUGGCAGGGCUUGCACAAAACUAUAGGAAAGUUAUCGAUUCCCGUGUCGGAAACCUAACCCUAACUUAACACGGUGCCACUCAUAUUACAGGGUGGGUCCCUGCUUUCAUAUCCUAGCAAAAAGACAGCUAUAUUCUACAUGAACAGGUGUUGAAUCUCUGUUUGCAAUAAUAUGCGUGGUGUCGUCCAGGCAAGCAUGAUGACUGACAAAUGCUUUAUGAUGUUGGCAGUGGCCAAAAUCUCAUAAAAAUAAAAAGGCAGAGCAGAGAGAAUGUUCAGGUAUAGGGACUUUAAAUGCCUUUUCUGCCAAUCGUUCUUCGAAUUUCUCCGCCCAUUGGUUCUACUUUACAGCAUUUAUGUCCUCUUCUGCGGUGGCAAUUCGUUCAAACCUAAACGUGUUUGAGACGCGGUUGGUUUGGAAAUAAAAAAUGUUUGUACCAAGAUCCUUCCAACGUAUUUCGUUCGCCUUCUUCAAAUAUUCUGAAUAAUCGGCUGACUAGCACUUAAAUACGAAACAUGAACACAAUUUUGCACAAGAAGGGGACAUUUCCUUGAAGGGGCUGAAUGAGUAAGCAAAAUGCGCAACGUCUAAUGCGUCCAGAAAUUCUGUCAUCGGUUUUCAUUAUCGGGUUCCUGAGAUAUGCCACGUUCUGUAGUGAGUAAAGCGUAAUAGACAAACAUAUAGACAAAUAGACAGAGUUGCUAUGGGCCAGUCUCUUGGUCUUAUCCUAGCUGAUGUCUUCAUAGGCAAGCUGGAGAAGUUUCAGUCAAACGACCAAAUCAAUAAGCCCAGGCCCUAUGGUCGCUACGUUGACGACAUCUUUGAAAUUGCCACCAGAGAAACAAACGUGACUACCCUCUUGGAUGCCGUAAACCAAACACACUCGUUGAUAAGGUUUACACGGCAGGCUCUCUGCGUCUCUUAG